Messenger RNA from Echinops telfairi (small Madagascar hedgehog), 1003 nucleotides. RefSeq names its product B cell receptor associated protein 31 (gene BCAP31). The transcript is spliced from 7 exons. Bases 54 to 794 code for a protein of 246 amino acids. Lineage: Eukaryota; Metazoa; Chordata; Mammalia; Afrosoricida; Tenrecidae. Gene Ontology annotation, cellular component: endoplasmic reticulum membrane; endoplasmic reticulum. Gene Ontology annotation, biological process: endoplasmic reticulum to Golgi vesicle-mediated transport; intracellular protein transport. The record is from RefSeq and is a predicted model, not a curated record.
GUGUCUGUGUGUGUGCCUGCAGGAGACAGCGACAGCUAGGCCGCGCAACCACGAUGAGUCUGCAGUGGACCGCCGUAGCCACCUUCCUGUACGCCGAGGUCUUCGUCGUGCUGCUGCUCUGCAUCCCCUUCAUCCCCCCGAAAAGGUGGCAGAAGAUCUUCAAGUCACGCCUGGUGGAGUUGGUAGUGACGUACGGCAACACCUUCUUUGUGGUUCUCAUUGUCAUUCUCGUACUUCUGCUUGUGGAUGCUGGCCGGGAGAUCUGGAAGUAUGACGACGUAACGGAGAAGGUGAACCUCCAGAACAACCCUGGCGCCAUGGAGCAUUUCCACAUGAAGCUGUUCCGUGCUCAGAGGAACCUCUACAUCGCUGGCUUCGCCUUGCUGCUCUCCUUCCUGCUUCGACGCCUGGUGACUCUCAUCUCCCAGCAGGCCACCCUGCUGGCCUCCAAUGAAGCCUUUAAAAAGCAGGCAGAGAGCGCCAGUGAGGCGGCCAAGAAGUACAUGGAGGAGAACGAGCAGCUGAAAAAGGAAGCUGGUGUUGACGGAGGCAAGUUGCGCCUUGGGGAAGCUGAGGUGAAGGUGGAGGAAGAGAAUAAGAGCCUAAAGGCUGAGCUGAAGAAGCUGAGGGAGGAGCUGGCCAACAGCAAGCAAAAGCUGGAGAAGGCGGAGAAUGAGGCCCUGGCCAUGCGGAAGCAGUCAGAGGGCCUGACCAAGGAGUAUGACCGCCUGCUGGAGGAACAUGCCAGACUGCAGAUGGCAGUUGAUGGGCCCAGUGACAAGAAGGAGGAGUGAGGACAGGCGCUCCUCAGCGGCCCCCAGCCUGCACGCAUGCACUCACCUCACCUUGUCCCAUCACCUCUCCCCUAGCCUCUGUCCCUCCAGCACCGGACAGGGGCCUGCUUUCCACCCAUGUCUGGGUGGCUUGGGCAGGGGCUGCUCUAGCUGUUGAGGCCCCUCCUGUGCGCUCUGUGGGUGGGGCAAUAAAGGCUGCUGUAUGACUG